AUGGCAGUGCCUCCAGGAGGAGCGCCUCAGCUGGACACGGCAAAGAUGCAAGCCGUGCAGGACCUGGAGAUCGAGAUGAUGUCGGACAUGUACUCACGGAUGACCAACGCUUGCCACAAAAAGUGCAUUCCCCCCAAAUACCGAGAAGCUGACCUGGCCAAGGGUGAGGGCGUCUGCAUAGACAGGUGCGUGGCCAAGUACCUGGACAUCCACGAGCGUGUCGGCAAAAAGUUGACCCAGCUGUCCAUGCAGGACGAGGACUUUGUAAAGAAAAUGCAAUCCGAGCAGCCAAAGUAGUUAACCAAGCGGAAAUAGUGGUGUUUAAAAACAAAAUGUAAUUGUUCAAAUUAGCCAUCAGAAUGUAAAUUUAGUGGGAACAAAUUAAAUUGGUUGUCACGGGCUCUGCGUUGUCACUGUUUGCUGAGGAACGUGAUUUUAUUUUUCUUUCUGAUGUUUUGAAUGAAUUGAAUCACCAAAAAUUAUCCUUCUGGAAUUGUCUUCAUUUGCGUUGCAUAAUAAUUAGAAGCAUUUUUUAAUUAAUUGAA
This is a messenger RNA of Neocloeon triangulifer, 545 nucleotides long. It is a transcript of the gene Tim10, whose product is annotated as mitochondrial import inner membrane translocase subunit Tim10. NCBI's taxonomy places the organism in Eukaryota, Metazoa, Arthropoda, Insecta, Ephemeroptera, Baetidae. The record is from RefSeq and is a predicted model, not a curated record. The coding region runs from base 1 to 297 and encodes 98 amino acids. Gene Ontology annotation, cellular component: mitochondrial inner membrane. The transcript has a single exon. Gene Ontology annotation, biological process: protein insertion into mitochondrial inner membrane.